Messenger RNA from Fusarium venenatum, 1533 nucleotides. RefSeq names its product platelet-activating factor acetylhydrolase, isoform II-domain-containing protein. Lineage: Eukaryota; Fungi; Ascomycota; Sordariomycetes; Hypocreales; Nectriaceae. Gene Ontology annotation, molecular function: 1-alkyl-2-acetylglycerophosphocholine esterase activity. The record is from RefSeq and is a predicted model, not a curated record.
AUGUCUUCUUCUUCUUCUUCAUCUCCACAGCCUAAACCACGAUGGCUAGAUCCAAGACCAUCAACAUUCUUUUCCCGCCUACCAUCAUCACGCAUAUUCCAACGCCUUAAAAAUAUCCUCCGACCACGUCUAACAUGGCGCUAUAUAACAUUCUCGGUUAUAGGCAUUUACGUCGUUUACUGCUUCAUCACAUGGCAGCCCUUCUUUUCGUCGCGAUUACCUGCAUACUCUGGUCCUCAUGACGUCGGAGCGAUUGAUCUCGAGAUUCCACUUGACAAACCGAAACGUAUCUCCGAUACUAUCCUUAAAGAAACCGGAAAACCAGCGUUUGAAGUCGAGACUGUUUUGUUUACUGUGUAUUAUCCCACCGUUCAAGGCGCUGCUUCGCGCGCUGCGUUGCAUCCUUGGGUUCCGAAACCGAUUGGUCUUACAGCAGAAGGCUACGCUCGCGCCGCAGGCGUAAACAACUUUAUCGUCCGUCCAAUCUUUACUUUUGCGCUAUGGCUUUUGGUCGGUAGUAUCAAGAUCCCUGCCAAGGUUGACACACCCAUUCUCGAUUCCGACGACAAGUUUCCCGUCAUGGUAUUUUCCCACGGCUCUGUGAGUUCGAGAACGGAUUACACACACUACAUAGGCGAAUUAGCCAGUCACGGACAUGUCAUCGCUGCGCUCGAACAUCGCGACGGUAGCUGUCCCGGCACAAUGGUCCAGAUCAAGAAUAAAAAGGACAGACCUGUAUUCCUCAUCAAGGAAAAGGAUCUUCAAUCUAGUCGACCCAUGAACGACACCAUUCUCAAGCAAGAACAGUUAGCUGUUCGUACAGAAGAAAUCCUACAAGCUAUUCGUGUUCUACAAGAUGUCAACGACGGCAAAGGCUCGAAAAUCUUCACCUCCAACUCUCGCCACGAAGGACAAAACCUCGACUCAUGGUCUAACCGUCUCGACUUUAACCACCUCACCAUAAACGGCCACUCAUACGGCGCAACCGGAGCUCUCCAAGCCCUCAAAACCGCAAACACCACAUCCGCCAACCCAGCCAUCGGCGGUAUCGCCCUCGACCCGGGUAAAUCGAGCGGCCAACUCAACACCGAGAUCCCGGUUCCUCUUCUCGUCGUACACUCCAACUCAUGGUCCAAAACACACAGUAUUUUCUACGGCCGACCACACUUUGAUACCGUCGCCGAAAUAGUACGUGGUGUACGCGACAAAGUAGGCGCAGCGUGGUUUCUAACCAGCAUUGGAACAGCGCAUCCCAGCGUGACUGAUGCGCCGCUGCUACAACCGCUCCUCCUCAAUUUCGCUACGGGCGCGACUGCGGAUGUGCGCAAGGCUCUUGGGGAGUAUGUUAAAGUGACGCUGGAUUUUCUGGAUUUUACAAAGAAUGGUACCAAGCAAGGUGUGCUUGGCGAGGCUGUGACGCAUGAGAAGUAUGGGGAGUGGGUGGAUGGGAGGGAAGACACAUUUCCCAAGGAGUAUGCCAAGUACUGGGAGGUACAUGUAAGCCCUCUCAAGAAGAGAGAACAUAAUGACUAG